GUUUUCGCUCUCUUAGAUUCUCACUCGCUUGGGCAGGUGACCCCUCCCAAUCCUCCACUCCCACUUGCCCCUCCGACCUCCCCCCCCCGCGCUGACGCAAUGAGUAACGACAGCGUGGUGCGCUGGUGGCAUGCGCGCUGGAUCCAGAUGACUGGCGUGAUUGCGCUCAGUGCCUACCUGGCUGGUGCGCUCGGCCUGUCUCCGCUCUGGGUUGGCGCGCUCCUCGUCGGCUCCUUUGCCGUCUUCCGCCGAAUGGUCCCGCGAUUCCUCACUGCUGUGCUCGCCGAAGCAGAGAAGCGCGCAUUGCAUCGACUGGCACUGCGCGGCGACGUCGAGACGGUCGACUGGCUUAAUUACGUGCUCGCACAGUUUUGGACAGUGUACGAGCCAACACUCGCCGAAUCCAUGCGAGGACCGCUGCAACGCAUUCUGGAGGCAGCGCGGCCGCGCUCGGUUGCCUCCAUCGAGCUUGUCAAGUUCACCCUGGGGCCCACAGCUCCCUUCUUCCGAUCUGCUCGCGUACUGGCUCCGGUUGGGGCAAAGACCCUCGAAGCCGACCAACUGCUCGCUGCAGCCGCCAGCGCCAGCCGCUCGACUGCUAUGAUUGAUCUGCUGGUCGAUACAGUGGUUCGUGCGCCGGCCGCAUACGCCAUUGUCGAGGUCCGUCUCUCCGCCAAGAUGCUGCGCCUGAAAGUGCCGAUUGCCGUCAGCAAUCUCAUGCUCCAGGGGCAGCUCAUGCUCGGCCUGAAAUUCAUGUCCAAAUCCCCGCUGCUGGAACACAUCACGUUCUCCUUCUUGUCGCAGCCGGAGGUGGACCUUUCCAUUCGGGCCAUGCACAACGUGGAUGUGAUGGACAUGCCCUUCCUCUCCCAGUGGCUGGAAGGCUCGAUUGAUUCCGCCAUAGCAUCGACCAUGGUCCUUCCAAACAAGCUAGAGUUUAACAUCAACGAAAUGUUCAACGGCGUGGACGAGCUUGACGUCCUUGAUGGCUCACCAGCGUACUUUGCUCGCUCCCAAGCGGUCGGCAUUUUGCAAGUGACAAUCUCGAGUGCCACUCUGAAUGCGCUCAUCGAACGCGAGUGGUCUGCGCUCGACGCUCGCACAAACACCACUUCAACAACACCCGCGAGCGGACCACUUCAAGCAGGCUCGACGUUGGCCACGCCGAGCGACCUGUCAGCCAACACAACCAUCCGGUGCUUUGUUGACGUGGGUGGGCGCGUACACGCAUCCCGUGCCAUCAAGCGCCAUCAUUUAGCGGACUGGUCCCAAACCUUUUGCAUUUUGGUGCACGACGUCAACUCUCAGCGUGUUUCGAUCAACGUCAAAGCAUCCAUCCAAGAGCCAUCCACGGCCGCCGUCAUCUCUCCGAUUUUCCUGCCAACUGCUGGCGACGCGUUUCACCAGUUUGAAUCUGGAGAGACAGAGGUGGUUGCGCGGGUGCACAUGCCCGAAACGGUCGAUUGCGGCUCUUGCAGCUUGGACAUGUACGAGAUUGUUUUCCAGCACGAUGCAACGCUGGUGACAGAGCAAGUGCUCAAGCGUCUCAGACCAAGCUCGAGCAUGCUCCCGGUGUCGCGUGGCGCCGUCGACGACCACGAGGAGGUUGGUCGCUUGCAAGCCACCUUCAGGUACCAUGCGCUUGGCCCUCCUCCUGCGUCAGUGGCAGCCACUGGAACCAUGGCCUCUCCGGCUUCGGCGGCAGGCGGCCCAGGACAGAGUGGCGCCGGCGUUCCAACCAUACCAGCAUCGUCCGUCGCGACUCCAGGGCCGAAUGGAGAGGACUUUUUCGAUGCGAGUGGCAGCGCUCCUACCAAGCCGCUGUCCAGCUCCGUGGCUGGGCGGAAGGCCUCGGAUGAGCCGUCAGCGGGCGGCAUCUUUGGUCGCAUCUUUGAAUCUGGUCUUGCAGCAGAAGCUGGUCGUGCAGCCACCAUCGUGCGUGAAAUGGCAACGUUGCCCCGCGCAGUGUUGCAUCGCGCCAAGGGUGUUGCUGUAAUUUCAGUGGUACGCAUUGGAUUUCUUGCGUCGGUGCGCUUUGGCACAGGCCUAGUGCUUGCCCGUCUACCUUCCGGAGCCUGGUCUGCGCCCAGUGCGAUCGCUUUGGCCUCUCUUUCGGGCGGAUUGGAAGCUGGCGCCGAGAAAAGCGACUUUCUCAUCAUCCUCAACACGUCCGAUGCUGUGAACGCCUUUGCGAGCGGCACCGCGUCUCUCGGUGGCAAUGUGUCUGUGGCGGCAGGUCCUGUUGGUCGUCAAGUGGCCGCUGAACUGUCGACGAGCAACUUGUCAUCGGCCUUCUCCUACUCGAAGACGAAAGGGCUGUUUGUGGGUGUUUCCCUCACCGGAACGGUGCUGAUUGAACGGAAGGACGCCAACCGCAAAUUCUACGGCAUGCAAGUCUCGGCGCGCGAGCUGCUCUCACGUACCAUCGAUAGCAUGUCAGAAAUUGAGCCAUUGUACCAGGCUUUGGCAGACAGCCAAAUGGCGCGCGGUGUGCGGGUCGCCGCGUUCAAGCCCGACGAGCACGACGAUAAGGACUCCAAGUUGUUCGGCAAAGAUCGCAAACAGCCCCGGAAGGCCUCCCGAACCGCGUCGUCGUUGGCCAUCUCGCCGGAAGAUGGCGAUGACCAGAUCGGUAUCAACAUUGGUCGCUACUGCCGCAAAGGCAGCGGUGUACUGCGCCUCGAACUCAAACAAGUCGUGUUGCAAGCGCUAGACUCGGCUUCCGAGAUGGCCAAGCGCAAGAUAUCUUUGGAGGACGGCUCCGAUCGAUCUUUCAGCCCUUCGGGUGCACCUACUGAGCCGGGCGAGUUGUUUUGUGUCGUUGAGAAGAAUGGUCGUCGAGUGUUUGAGUGCGAGCUUGAUCCUGUCAAGCUCACGCCGCUUGGGUCUUGCAGCAGCGUCGAGCUGAUUGUUCGGAAUUCGGCGGCUCUCAAACUGCACGUUGCAAUCCUGCGCCGCGUCGCACACGACCCUGCAGAGUCCAGCAGCCAUUUCGGAUUCCCUUCCGUCGACGCGGCGGAGCCUCCUGGCGCCCAAGCGCAGGAUCCUUUACAGAUUGUCGGUGCUGUGGUACUGGAUGUGGCACAGCAUUUGCCGCCCGGCACGCCGGCAGGCACUCGAAACGAUCGCGUGGUCGUCGAUUUGAAGCGCGACGCGACUUUGCCGUCGUCCUUUGCAAACUCUGUCACAGCGCGCGUUCUUGCCAAACUUCAGCAACAGCAUACGGCGAACGCAGCAGCGCAUUCCGCCUCGUCUCCUUUGACCCAUACCUUCGAGGAAGACACACGAACCCAGCGAUCGCACUCGUUGCCCUCGGGCAUUGGAACACCACCACCGACGGCCGUCUCUGGAUCGCGUUCCCCGUCGUCGGCUCUUUCUGCAAGUCCGACAGCUCCAGCCAGCCCCACUGUUGCAACCUCUGCUGCGCUUGGAAAUGGCACUGUCUUUAGCGGGGGAGCGAGUUCGAAUAGCCAUCCCAUGGUGUUUGGCUCGGGCAAGCUCCUGCAGGUGGGCAAGCUAUUGUGCGCGCUCUCCUUUCGGUACAUAUCGCUGCAAUUUGAGCCUCCCGGCGGCAGCUCCGGGAUGACCGGCUCGCCAUUGGGAUUUGCGCGACAGCAUCAGGGUGCCUUGGGCAGCGAAGACCGAUGGGAUGAUUUCGUCCCUCUCAUCAACGGCGCUCGAAUCUGUCUCUUUGGAGCGGUUUCUGAUAACUCUGGCAUGAAGCUCGUCAACCAAGAGCGCCACCCCUCUUCCAGCGUGCGGGAAGCCUUGCUGCAUGAUGCGACCAUGAGCGGGGCGUCGUCCGAGCGGGCUGCUCGACUCAUUCUCACCAUCAUCGAGGCCAAGCACUUGCCGGGAGUGGAUCGAAACAUGCUGUCCGACCCGUUUGUCGUGGUCAAGAUGGAUGGGCGACGGUUGCACCGCACAAAGCCCAUCAAGCGAGACUUGAAUCCGCGCUUCAAUGAAACCACAGUUGUUGAGCUCGUUGAUCGGCUUUAUACCCGCCUGUUGUUUGUGGUCAAGGACUGGAAUCUGUCGCAUUCGAGUGUACCGAUCGGCAACUGUGAAAUUUGUCUGGGUGAUUUCUUUGCCGAUUCCAAGAUGGCCGCGGCGGAACAAGAGACCGCGAAACACGCCGACGGAGGAGUCGACCCGGCUCUGAGCGCCGCUGGCGCGAACGGUAACACGUCAGCUGCGGCCUUGUAUCAGACCAACGACGGAUGGAUCAAGUUGAAUGAUGGCGCAGAUGGCAUGCUCCACAUUCGCAUGCAACUCACCGGCGUCGUCCCUCCUGGGAGCCCAGAUCCGGAAAAGACUCUUUCGCAAGGACCGCUGCAGCGGCUGCUUCGUGCGGCUACGAGCUCGUCCCUCGCGUCCGAUGCCAACCGCACUCCUGGCGAUAGCGCCAGCCUGUCAAGCUCUCUGCCGUCACGAAGGAGCGAACCCUCUCCAUCUCUCCCGCUUUCGCCCAUGGACUUGUUGCAGACAUCUUCCACGCCACCUCCCGACGGUCAAGGUCGAUCUGGCCUUCUUCCGCGGCGUGUCAGCAUCUUGAAUCCCAGGAGUCUGGCUGGCCCGCCCGCUCCUGUUGGCAAGUCGGCUUCAAAGCAUUCCAUCCUGGCUGGCUUGGCCAAGGUGAAUGCAGACGUAGCAGCGCCGCUGUCGUCCAAGCAGUCUGCACCGCCCACGCCUGGCCCGACAUCAAGCCCGCAUGAAUUCAGUCUGGCCGGUCUCACUCCGGCCUCUGGGUCAGUGUCCAGUUUGGAAGCAGCGGACGGGGCAAGCCCAUCGCCUCCAUCUCGAUUAUCGGCAAACGUUCCCUCCUCUUCAGACAACCCAGCACCUUCGCUUCUGCCUCUCUUGCAAAUUAGUCACGCAGAGGAGACUGAUGCCACCUCGACCACGAAACCGACGAGUGCCGUCAGCCAUCCCUCUGCUCAUUCCAAGUUACAAGGCGAAGCUGCCAGCUCUCAGCCAGAUACCAACCAUCAGAACGCUCUCGGAGCCAGCCCAGAUCACAGUCUGCUGGCUCGGGCGGAUUCGCGGCGGAGCACGCGUUCCGCAGACAGCGGUGCGCUGGACGAGCAAGUUCUUCCGCUCUCCGAACCCAUUGCGCACAAUGCGAAUUGGGUUUCUGCCCUCAUCCUGGAUGAGAACGUGUACCUGCGCCUCGGUUCGAUGAAAUUAGACUUGCUCAGCGUCAUGCACCUGCCUGAAGGCGGACCUCAGCGGUACGUGUCUGUCAAAGUCGGCGAGGUGAAGGUCUUGCGCACCGGUAAGGUUCCGUCAACGUCCACAGCAUCGCUUGCCAGCGCAGCUGCCAGCGUCUCUGUUCAUGCAUCAAGCACUCCGCUAACGGCCGCCACGCGGUGCAUUUUCACACUGAACGAGCAUCAUGUUUUCCAAAAGAAUGAGGCUCUCUCGAAAUGCUGUGUGCUGAUUGGCUCGUUGUUUGAGCUACCACCCGGUACCUCCAAGUUGACUCUGCCAUAUGAGCGAGAGGUGCUCUUGAAUCUAGAGCCUGCGCCGGGACAAAUCCUUGUUCGUGUCACAUUUGAUGCGUGAUUUUGUUUGUUGUUUCGUUUUUUGCGCUCGCGGUUUCUCGUUUUUCAUUGUACACCAUUUUAAUAUUCUUCCACA
This is a messenger RNA of Capsaspora owczarzaki ATCC 30864, 5640 nucleotides long. Its product is annotated as DUF500 and SH3 domain-containing protein. Bases 100 to 5565 code for a protein of 1821 amino acids. Gene Ontology annotation, cellular component: ruffle membrane. Lineage: Eukaryota; Filasterea; Ministeriida; Capsasporidae. The record is from RefSeq and is a predicted model, not a curated record. The transcript has 4 exons. Gene Ontology annotation, molecular function: phosphatidylinositol binding.